This is a messenger RNA of Brettanomyces nanus, 1143 nucleotides long. RefSeq lists its product as uncharacterized. The record is from RefSeq and is a predicted model, not a curated record. The coding region runs from base 1 to 1143 and encodes 380 amino acids. Gene Ontology annotation, molecular function: oxidoreductase activity. Lineage: Eukaryota; Fungi; Ascomycota; Pichiomycetes; Pichiales; Pichiaceae. The transcript is spliced from 2 exons.
AUGAUCUGCAAACCAGUGAUUAAUAUAAUUAGCUUGUUAGACAUGUUGGAUUUACACAGAAUACCUCUCAAAGGAACUCAUUUUGUAUCUAACGGAGAAUUUCCCUUAGCAUAUGGUAUUAGCGACCAAUCAUCACCCGUGGAUCAGGUAGUAGAUUUGCUUAGAGUCAAAGCAGAGCAAGGAUUUUUCAACUCAGUAUUGAAGCAGCAUGGAGCAAUCAUUCUUAGACUCGGAAACUCGGAUCCGGAUGUUAUUUCAAAAUAUGUUAGCAGUAUUGGAGUUGGAUGUGGAGACUCUAUCUUCCAUAGUUUAGGCUACGAUGAGGAAAGAACAAAGGUUACUGACGCUCUCAGGAAAAGAGAAGAAGGUGUCAACAAUACGAAAAUACUUCAGCGGAAUGAAUGUUCACGUUUCGUUAAAUAUCCUACCAAAAUUUUCUUGGCAUGUACAAAAGCUAAUGCUGAAGGCGGCGAGAUAUCCUUAGCUCAUGGGCAUGAGAUAUUUCAGAGAUUGCAGAAAAAGGCGCCAAUUCUCGUGACCGAGCUCUCCAAAAGAGGUCUGUACCUAGAACAGACUUGGAAUAAUGAAGGCCCUAGUCACAUGGUAUGGAGCAGUAAGGAGUGUUUUGGUAAAUAUAUUAAAGAUGAUGACAGUAUGGAUGAAAGAAAACGAAAGGCUGAGAAGUUGGUAAUUGAAUACAUAAGCCCGUAUUUCCGUUGGGACAAGAAUACAAACUUAAUUGUUGAAGAGCAUUUGAAGCCGCUAAGAGUGUAUGAAAAUGAAAAUAAAAUCUAUGGAGUUUGGUUCAACGAUGUUUGUGCUAUCUGUGGUGGGGAAGAAGGAGAAGCUUUUGGUAGAGUGUCAAAAGUUGCCUAUGAUGAUGAUAAGAGUCCAAUCAGUGAAUAUAAUUUAGACGCUAUUUUACACUGCUCACUCGAGAGUGAGUACAAUUGUCAGUUGCAAGAAGGAGAUAUAUUGAUGGUGGAUAAUCGUCAAGUUAGUUAUGGCCGGAACUCCUGGAAGAAUGGAGAAAGAGAGAUCUUAAUGAGUUCUUGGGAUACCCCCGGCAAACCUCAAUUCAAUGAAUGGGUAAAGCCGGAUAACUAUAUCGGCACGAGAGAUGCGCCGAUCGAUCAGUGCUAG